UUGCAAUAUAGAGGAUUAGCGUUUCAAAUUGGAGGAGACAAAUCAUUGGAUGAGCAUAUAACAUUACCAAAUAUUCUCCGAAAAUUCAACCCGAAAGUGUUUGGUUAUUCGAAUGGAAUUGGAUCUGCUAAUGUUUGGGAAAUAUCUCGGUUAAAUCAAGGAAUACCUGGUGCUGAAAGUGGAGAUCUGCCAUCACAAGCCAGAACCCUUGUCUCUUUGAUGAAACAGCAUUCUGAAGUGAAUCUUCACCAAGAUUGGAAGCUAGUAAACAUCUUCAUUGGAGCCAACGAUGUUUGUGGAUGGUGCAAUACGAAUGGAACUGGAAUGCAUUCAAAAGAAACGUUUAAACAAAAUCUAGUGAAUACAUUGAACAUCCUCAGAGAUGGCUUACCAAGAACAAUUGUUUCUUUAACUGGAAUGUUUGAUAUGACCAUGCUCCGGAAAAUUGAUAAGGGCCUCGAAUUCUGUGAUGAACUACAUGUAUUUGAAUGCAGUUGCGAAAAAAAUAAAAAUUUCCCUGAUUCGCUCAUGCGAUCUGCAUGUCAAGGCUUCAUGUCUGUCGAGCAAGAUAUUCAAGAAUCUGGAAUGUUCGAUACAACCGAUGACUUCACCUUCGUCGUUCAACCAUUUCUGAACUUGAUUCACGAGCCACCCAGAAAACCGGAUGGAACAAUAGACUUGACUUGGUUUGCUCCUGACUGCUUCCAUUUCUCUCAGCUGGGGCAUGCGAACGUAGCCAAGCACUUGUGGAAUUCUAUCAUAAUGCCUGUUGGAUUUAAGCCACCUUCAGUUAACCUAUCGGACUCAACCAUUCCUUUAUAUUGCCCAUCAAAGAUGUGCCCUUAUUUUCCAACAACUAAAAACACCAAUCAACAGUGCACUAAGGUAGAAAACCCAAUUAUCAACUGA
Messenger RNA from Auanema sp. JU1783, 909 nucleotides. Lineage: Eukaryota; Metazoa; Nematoda; Chromadorea; Rhabditida; Rhabditidae. The record is from the annotation of a GenBank genome assembly.